Molecule: messenger RNA, 8330 nt
Organism: Catharus ustulatus (Swainson's thrush)
Lineage: Eukaryota; Metazoa; Chordata; Aves; Passeriformes; Turdidae
Gene: KANK3
Product: KN motif and ankyrin repeat domains 3
Exons: 9
Coding region: 3959-6907 (982 amino acids)
Biological process (GO): negative regulation of actin filament polymerization
Cellular component (GO): cytoplasm; cytoskeleton
Molecular function (GO): protein binding
Source: RefSeq, a predicted model, not a curated record
UAUCCCCUAGGGGUGCCGGCAGCCCUUAAGGCUGGGGAUGCUGGUGGACUCCCAGGGAGCUGGGGAAGUGCAGGGCUGGGGGUUCUGGGGACUUCCUGGGAUUCUGGGGACCUCUUCGGACUGGGGGUGCUAUGGGUUCCCCGCAUGGUGGGACCCCGGGGCGACUGCAGGCCCCUCUGGGGUGCUGCAGUGUUUGGGGUGCUCUUGCAUGCGCAUGGCGAUCCCACCAUGGGGUUGUGCAUGGGAUCCUGGCUGUACCUGGGCUCCCCGGCUGUAAAUUCGGUUUCAUCUCUGAGCCCCUCGGAGCAGGACAAGCCCAGGCCAUCGCUGCUGAUGCCAUGUGUUCUCAGCAGCCCCCAGAGAAUCAGGAGGUGCUGGUGGAAGGUGCUGCUGGGCAGCCGUGGUGAGGGUGCGAGGAAAGGAGCUGAUGUACUCUAGUGAAGCUGUAGGGAGCUUAUAGCACUAUAGGUGUGAGGUGCUGGUGGAGCUGAUCCCCGUGUGGCUAAGUUCGUGUGUGGACUCUACAGCUGUGUGUGUGAGCUCAGGUCGGUCCCUGAGGGGUAGAGCCUGGGCAACCCCUUUGGCCUUCCAGCCAGCCAGCCAUUGAUGACGACAACUCCAGAAAUAACAGUCCAACCCUGAAAUUAGGCUGUUGAGAUGAUCAAAGCAUUUCCCUUUCUCUCGCUGGGUCAGUGUUGUGCACCCACCCACCUGGAUCCAGCUCCUCCAGGAGCAGUUCCAGCACAGACAGCAUGGCCAAGGUGGCCUGGGCAAAUAGGCACAGGCCCUCCACUACAGCCCCUGCAGCAGGGGACAGGGACAGGAGGGUGUCAUGAGCCCUGGAUACCUCCUGCUGCACCCAGCCACAGUGCUGGCAGGUAACACUGCAGGUGACAAGCACAUGUGACAGCUGGCUGUGUGUGAGGAACCCAAAUCCUGGCAGGUUGCUGGCAGUGGAGGAAGCUGUGUGCUUGCUCAGUGGUUUCCCUUUAACUCUGGAACAGCUUCAGUUCCAAGCUUCAGGGCUUAUCGCCUGCACAGCUACGAGGGAAGCAUGCCUGGCUGAGAUAAAUCAAAUUGUGCUGGCCAGGGCUGCUCUGGACUCUGUUCUUCUCACAUUCCUCAUGACCUCAGUAUUUUGGCUCAGGAGGAGAGCCACGGAGAACCCUCCCUGUGUCCAGUCCCAGCCCUGCUGGUGGAACAGCUCAGGCUGCGCUGCAGCAGGUGGUUUAACUGGGCUGAGGGCUGCUGCAGCUGUGCCUCUGAGGAGGAAAAGGGCCCAAAGGUCUCGAGCUUUAGGAACAGCUUCCCCAGACCUCUCCUCUGCCAGUCUGGGAGCUCGGGAACCCCAAGGGGAAGUUGCCCCAUGAGGCCAGGGGUCCCAAGGUGCUGUCUGGAGCUGGGGCUGAGGCAUGAGGACCAGGUGGUACUUGGACUGUGCCUCAUCCCUGACAUGACUUCUUAUUAUAAUUGGGCAGAGCAGCUCCAGUUUUGACCCCAAGUUUCCCAUGCUGUCAUUGGUACAACAGCACGAGGGGAAAAUACAGAUGAGAGCCCAGAGCAAAGCAUAGCCCUGCCUCCAUGGGGGUGGUUGGGUGCCUGCACAUCCUCCUCCCCUCGCCUCCCUACCAGUCCUUUGCUUGUACCAUCCUGCUUUUCUGUUGAAACACCAGUGCUAGGAACAGCACUUUCAUUGCUUCCAAAGAGAGCUGGGAUCAUACAAGAGCUACCCCCAGGGAUCUAUGUGCCCAGCCCCUUCAGCAGCCUGCACCAGUGCCCAAAGGAGCAGCUGAAGCUGUAGAAAAUCAGUCUUUGGCACCAAAGUGGCUGCUACAAUUGGUCCCAGCAAGACUUCAGCCCAGGUGGAGGGCUGAGUGGUGCCAUGGCUGUGGCAGCCAGGUCCAACUGGUGCUGACACUGGCUGGGCCGUGGAUAUGAAGACUCAGCCUGCUGGACAAGUGGGGACCACUUCACCAAUCCAGCCCCACACCUCUUCCCCAGCCCAGGGACAGUUUGCACAGACCGAGGAGCCUGGGGGGUGUUUGCACCUUGCUGAAGGGUGUGAACAUCAUGGGGUCCCUGCGGUCACUUGGACAUGGUUGGAUGUGGCAUGUCCCAUCACAUUUUUGGAGCUGGGUGAAGACAGAAGCUCCUACCCUGGUCCAGCUCAUCCUGUCAGACCAAAAGAAAUGAGUUCUGGAAGCAGUGGGAGGAUGUCCCUCACAGUUGGGAUGCAGCUGAAGGUUGCCAUAGGAGGUGGAAGGUGAUGAGCAGCCUGUCCCCAGCUCAGUGGAGGGGACACCAGUGCAGUGCUGGUGCAAAGGGCCCUUUGCUGCUGCAGUGGAGUGGGAGGUCUCCUCAGCAGAGGAGGUUUUUCCUGUCCCAAGGCAGGACAAUACCCAGGCCGGGCAGCGGAAGGGAGCUGCCGGUCACUUCCCCCUGAGGAAACACACCCGCUGGUCUGGCUCCUGUUGCUCUCUCUUCCUCUUUGAUUUACAACAUGUGUGGAGCCCAGCGGGAAGUUUGUCCUGGCCCCAGCACUGUUUAAUUACCUGCAGCAAGGCCAUGCAGAGGAGGAAGCCAAACUCUUCCCAGGGUGGGAGGGAUUAGAUGAGGUGGGGGAUGUGUGGACCCUCUUGGACAUGAGGCCAGCAGCUUGGGAAUGGUGGAUGCCAGCAUGGAGCUGGGAUGUUCCCAGGGGAGAUAGAAUGCCUGCCAGCUCAAAGGUGGGAUGAUUCUGAGGGAGGUGGAAUUUGGGAUGUGCAUUGGCUGUGGGUGGGUUUGCAGAGGAGCAGGAGAGCCCUAAAAUCUGUCCUAGUGACUAGUGGGAAGUGUUUUAUCUCUGCCCAGUUGGACACGGCCCCCGGCCGCCGUGGUGUCCAGGCUGAGCCUGGCCUGGUGCUGCCACAGCUCUGCUGGCUCCACAGGGUCAGGGCAAGCAGGGACAGAUGUGGGUGUUUCUCUGCAGCCAAGGCCAGAUCCUGCACUGUUCCCUGGGCAGUGCUGAGCCUCAGUUUCCCUGAGAGCUGUGCCCAAGCCACCAUUCCUCUGCGGCAUUCCUCCUGCCUUGCUUUCUUCUGAACAUAGCCCAGUGCCAAAUGCUUUGCCCACUAACAGCUGCUCAGCCUGAUGGCCACCUGUGCCCCAUGGGCAGAGCCAUCAGAACACUGAUGCCACGUACAGCAGCAGUGUGUGCUCCCAGUUGCUGUUAUCCCAUCCUACUCCUGCCAGGAGCACUUCACACCUGGGCCCCAGGAUCCAGAUGCUGUCAGAUGUUGCAGCAGGUCCCAGCUCAGUGCUCACAGAAGGUGGCACCCCCCAGCCAUGAGCUCAAUUCUGGACCACAGCCAUAUCCUGUUGGCUCUCCUCCAGUAUGUCCAUGCCUGGCUCAUGAGAAAACCAGGCUCCCAUUUCAUUCCCCUCUGCCUUAUCCCACAUUAUGGGAUAUUAUUAUUAUGGACAGGAAAAAGCAGUCAGGUCCCUCCUGGGGGUCAUCAGUCCCUCAGGACACCCCUGAAGCCUUGUGGGGUACCCUGGGUGGUGAGAAUGGGCAUCACACCCAGCACUGACAGGUGUUGGCAGCUCUCUGCAGUCACAUGGCUUUGCCAAAACAUAGGUUCCUUUACCCAAAGCAAAACUCACACUGAGUAUUGCACCUAUACAGGUUACAACAUCGUCUUUAUUCCUGGCCUGCUCCCACUGUAUGGACAAGCUCCAGCUUGUGACCCUCGGAGAAGGCAGCAUUGUGCUUUGCCUGACCACUGGCUCCAAUGUGAGCCCUCGGCUGGGGGAGGCCAGGGGACCUAGCAGAUAGCAGGGGGCAGCCACAGGGCUCUUCCUAGUUGGGGAUCAGGGCUGUGUGGCUGCCUGGGGCUCACCAGGUUCAUAAGGUUUGGCUGGAUAUGGUCUUGUUGUUGCAGGUUGAUGGUCCUCUGGUCAGCAGCAUUCUGGGAAGAAGAUGGCUCAGCCAGCACCCCUGAACCAGAACCUCCCAGAUCUUGGGGGCCCGUUCUUGUACCGGGAGCAGGAUGAUGGAGAGAAGAGCUCGUAUUCCGUGGAGACCCCUUAUGGCUUCCUGCUGGACCUUGAUUUCCUGAAAUAUGUUGAUGAUAUUGAAAGUGGCCAAACACUGAAGAAAGUGCCACUGCCUCGCAGGGGGAAAGGGUCCCGUCCGCCGCCCGGCACUCUGCGCAGCCCCAGCAGCCACACCAGCACCUGGACCUCCACCGAGUCUCUGACCUCCACGGCCAGCGAGGAGGGCAGGACUGCGCUGCUGUUGUCCCCGCACAGCCGAGUGCCCCUGGAGCCUGCGAGCAAGCCAACCUCCCACCCCGCCUCGCUGCUGCCAGUACGGCUGCUCCCACCUCCCACCCGCAAGUGCCUUGUGCCAAAUCCACGGGUGGAGAAGACCUUGUUGGAGACAAGCAGGAGGCUGGAGCAGGAGCAGGGCCAAUUGCAGGAUAUUGGUGGUCCCUCCCACAGUGCUCUGCCAGGUUCCCUGGGCCAGCCACCUCACUGGGUGCCUGGCACUGAGGGCCAUGCUGGCUGGGGCCGGGUGAGCCCUGGCAGCUCGGGACGCAGCACUCCAGCUGCAGGGCUCAGCACGGCCCCGCUGCAGCACGUGCGCGAGCAGAUGGCUGCAGCCCUGCGGCAGCUCCGGGACCUGGAGGAGCAGGUGAAAACCAUCCCACUCCUGGAGAUGCAGAUCUGCGAGUUGAAGAGGGAAAAGGCAAAGUUGCUAGAGAAGCUGUCAGCAGAGCCUCGUGAGGCAUUGCAUCACCCCUCUGGGUCUGAGACAGGGGCAGAGGGUGAGGAGGUGCCCCGCACAGGGUCAGAUAGUGAAGCAGAGCCAGCGAAGGGGCGAUCGAGCAAAAUUGCAGAGCUGAGGAAGCUGACAGAGAAGCUGGCUGUGCCGGAGCGGAACAUCAGGGCUUGGCCAUGCAAGAGCCCCAGGGUGGCUGAGAGGCCAUGCCGCUCUGUGGCAGUGGGUGAGGACCGGGCCAUGACAGAUGCUGUCUUCUACUACCGGUCACAGCAGGAGAGUGGGGACGUGCCAGACGGCACACAGGGACGCAGGGAUGUGGCUGUCUGGGUGCUGGAGUCCUCACUGGGGCUAACCACUGAGGCUGAGCAGGAGCUGGAGCUGCUGCAGCAGACGGUGGGGCACCAGAAGGAAGUGAUCACUGUGAUGGAGGGCCACCUGCAGGAGGCCACGCGGGAGCUGGAGGAGCUGCGGCUGGAGGUGUGUGCCCGCCGGCCCCACGGGCAGGUGGACAAGGAGGUGAUGGCCAAGCCGCAGGUUGCUGAGGCACAGGUGGAGGCUGUGGUAGUGACAUGGAGCCGGGCAGCUGGUGACCCCCCAACGAUGGUGGAGGCAGGUGUGGAGUGCUGCCCCCCGACCUCCUGCAUCGCCGUAGGCUGCCGCCCCCACGGGCAGGAUGUGGCAGUGGGACCUGAUUCAGCUGCCAGCUGCGAUGACAAGGGCAGCCAGACAGAUGUGGGCAGCAUUGUCCUGGCAGGAGAGGAGAAGGAGUCUGGUGCAGGCAAGGUGAUGGAGCCUGGCCUGGGUGAUGGCAUGAGCAGCCCCUCAGCGCCAGGUGAAGGAGCAAUGGGGGAAAUGUGCCCAGACAGCCAAGGUCCUGGGCCAGCUGUGCUGGAGAUGGCACACAGCAACCAGGACCCAUCCCCAGCAAACGACAGUGGAGCAGCCCCAAGCCCUGCAGCUGGAGCCCUGAAGUCCAUAAUGAAGAAGCGGGAUGGUCCUCCCCGGGGCGAGGCAGAGGGCAGCAAGAAGAGCCUGCAGUUUGUGGGCGUGCUGAACGGGGAGUAUGAGAGCACAUCCAGUGAGGAGGAGGAAGAAGGCAACAGCUCCUCUGAGAAGGCUUCGGCCGACAGUUCCAACAGUUCAGAGCAAGGAGACACUGAAACCUCAGAGGAGGAGGCUGGGGAAGGCACGUGUGAGCCCAGACUGGAGUGCAAGGGGACUGAUGUGACCCUGCUGGAGCCCCCUGAGGUGAAGGAAAAGUUCGAGCUGAGCCCCAGGAUGAGGGAGGCCUGCCUCAUUGUCAAGACCCACCUGGGCCACCCUGGUGCUGCCAAAAGCAAAGAGGUGCUUGCCAGCAGCAGCCUGGUCCUUCAGGAGUGGUUCCGUCUGUCCAGCCAAAAGUCAUCCAUCCCUGACACGGUUGCCAACCACCUCCUGGCCUUUGCCGAGAUCUCACCAGCUCUCCUGGCCCACGUGGUGAACCUGGCGGAUGGGAAUGGCAACACUGCCCUGCACUACAGUGUCUCCCACUCCAACUUCCACAUCGUGUGGCUGCUGCUGGAUACAGGGAUCUGUAACGUGGACCACCAGAACAAAGCUGGGUACACCGCCCUCAUGCUGGCAGCACUGGCAGCCGUUGAGCAGGAGGAGGACAUGAAUGUGGUCAGGAGGCUAUUCAGCAUGGGCAAUGUCAACGCCAAGGCUAGUCAGGCUGGCCAGACAGCGCUGAUGUUGGCCGUCAGCCAUGGUCGGCAGGAGAUGGUGGAAGCUCUGCUCGCCUGUGGGGCCGACGUGAACCUGCAGGAUGAGGAGGGCUCCACCGCGCUGAUGUGCGCCUGCGAGCAUGGCCGUGUGGAGACCGUGAAGCUGCUGCUGACUCAGCCCACCUGUGACAUCUCUAUUGUGGACAGUGAUGGUAACAACGCUGUUGCCGUCGCGCUGGAGGCGGGUCACAGUGACAUCGCUGCGCUCCUCUACGCUCACCUCAAUGGCAUGAAGGCACAGACACCCGUGAGUACCACACCACUCCCCAUGGGAGGGGAAAGGGCUGUGACACAGACAGGUGUCUCCAGGAAGAGGCUGCAGGACCAAGAACAGAGCAUUUCAAGUGCCACAUGCUCAGAACAGCCCAGCUGGCCCUGACCAGCUGGAGUCACUGGAGGGGUCUCUGGUGACAACUCUCUUUGCAGCAGGGGACUUCACCAACAGCCACAAAGAGCCCCAGGAAUCCAAAGAAACAAAAUUAGAGUGACCUUGGGAUCCAGCCAGGGGCCACCAUCAGCACUGGGCUGUGAUUCACAUCCCCUCACCUGCUACCCCUCUGUGCCAAAGCACUCCCUGCAACUUUAGUCCCAUCACAAGUGCCACCCCUGGGCCUCCCUCACCCAUCUCCUCCACUGGAUACCAAGUGACUGGAGCCAAGUGACCUUGCGGUGGGACCCAUCCCCUCUGCUCCCUGUCACAAGCACCAGAGCUGCACCACCUCCGAGCCCUCAGCAAGGAGGAACAGCAGAGAACCAACGCAGCAGAAACAGCACCUGGUUUGUGCUCUCUGGCAGUUCCAAGAAGGCAGCAGUAUCAGUGAUGUGGAGCCAGGAGGGCAAGUGACAGGUCCUGGCCCCAGCAGGGACAUGGUGCUCUGCAGGCACAUCCUGUACAGCAAUAGGAGAGGGAAUGCUGCCUUGGACAGGGGUUGGGAGCAUUUCCAGACUCAAAUACUUGCCCUUCUUUUCCAGCAUUUCCUUUCCUGGCUGAAAUCUGAUUUUUUUUUUUCUCCUUUCUAGCAUAUGCAUACAAAGCAAAAAAAUUAUAUUGCUUAGCCAAAAUACGAAGUUCAACAUGAAAUCACUUGGGAUUUGAUUUGCUCAAUGGGAGCGAAAUCUCUGAGUAGCUGGGGUUGCAGUCAAGUGAAAAAAGGGGCAAAGGGCCAAGGAUGCAUUUGGGGACUAAGCCUGCUUGAUAACCCACCAGAGGAGCAGGUCCUCCCAAGUAAAGAACAAUUACCUCCUAAACAUUUCCCCAGUUAACCAGUCCCACAGACUGUACAGACAGCAAGAGUUCACAGCCAAGUCCCUCUCUGCCCACUUCCCAUCCCAAAAGGGAGGAGAGCAGCUGAGGACAGCACCAGGAAAAACACAUGGGCCAGAAGAGCUCAGAGCACACAGGUGGAGCCUGCAAAAUGGAACAUGUAUGUCAGAGAACACGUCUGUGCAAGUGUGUGAGCGCCAUGUGGGGUGGGAACAGGGUAAGGACAAGGACCAGGAGGAUAAAGGGUUUUGUGUGGGAAGUCAAGCUCUGCUCUGAACUCUUCACAAAGGUAAUGUGUUGUGCCCCCCAUUCCUACUCCUUGGCCCAGCCUCACCACUUCUGCCCCUGCCUGACCUGCUCUGAGCUGGCGAACUCCACAACCCUCCCAAGAAACUUGCUCUCAGCUUUGCACUGGAGUUAAUAUACAGUGCUCACUCCACUCCCUAAUACACUACUCUGCUUACUGGUAUUUUAAUACUGAUGUUUAUUUUAAAGCUAUAAAUAAAAUUUAAAGUUAUUUUUAAAUAUUAUAGUGACA